Cantharellus anzutake is the source of this 768-nucleotide messenger RNA. RefSeq lists its product as uncharacterized. NCBI's taxonomy places the organism in Eukaryota, Fungi, Basidiomycota, Agaricomycetes, Cantharellales, Hydnaceae. Gene Ontology annotation, biological process: DNA replication; DNA replication initiation. The annotation marks the transcript as partial. Gene Ontology annotation, cellular component: replication fork protection complex; nucleus. The transcript is spliced from 2 exons. Gene Ontology annotation, molecular function: DNA replication origin binding; single-stranded DNA binding. The record is from RefSeq and is a predicted model, not a curated record.
GUGCAAGAGCAUUUAAGAGGUCGUUUCUACAUUUCCCCUUCAAUGCUGUAUUCUGUGGCCAGACUUGCAAGAGGCGGUCACAAUUAUGAAGUCCCUGUAGCCGGCGAAUGGGUAACCAUUGGAGUCAUUGCUGAGCGCGGCCAAAUAUCGGUCUCACGAGGAUAUGGCUCGCGUGUUCAGCACUCAACGGCCGAGGCACAGGGUCAAAGCCAGCUCGAUGAUUUGUGUGAAUCAUCGCAGGGAGCAUCUGAAGUGGUACACAAAUCAGCAAAGAAGUAUCUCACGCUCCGUCUUGUGGAUUUUGGCCGUCGAGGACAGGACCCAACCACAGGGAAAUCCGUGAUCAAGGGCGAUGCACUUCUCAAUAUGAUCCUGUUUGAGUCUGAUACUGUUUCCAGUCUCAAAGAUGCAGGAGGUAGUGAGCAGCGCGUUUACAAAGGUGGAAGUGGAGGAGUAUUUGAGGCGAGCUCGACACUCCGCGAAGGAGCAGUGAUAGUCGUUACGAAUCCUCGUAUAUUGAAGCCAUUUCAGCGAGCGAAGGACAAGCCUCAUCCUAUGGACAACAUUUUUGCUAUCACACCACAGCAUGAGGCUUCUGUUAUGAUUAUCGGCACGUCCCAGGAUUUGGGCAAAUGCUCGGCGUUAAGGCGAGAUGGUACCACAUGCAAAUCAUGGUACGACAGGCGGGUCAGCGACGUGUGCGAGUAUCAUAUACAGAGAGCCGUCGAGUCCAGACGUGCGUCUCGUCCAGAAUUCUCUUCAGCGUAA